UAUGCGAAUUCUCACCUAAACACAACAAAAAAAAAAAGAAGUAAAAAAGUAAAUUAUGUUGGGAUUUUAAAACAAGUUCUCCUAUAAACCAAACAGAAUACAAGUUGAGCAUUUCAAAGCAGUGAAAAAAACAUGAGUUCCAAAAAGCAGGAGAAUAAGAAAGAAGAUGAAAAUGUUAAAGUUGUUCUAAUGAUAGACAUGCAUUGUGUAUGCAAGAAUUGUUUCAAAAGAAUUGCCAAAUGCACUCAAAAUAUGGAAGGUGUAAAGUCAAUGAACAUAGAGGAUUCUGGAACGAAAUACAAAGUAACAAUGACUGGCAAAUUGGAUCCAAUGAAACUUCAACAAAAGUUCGAGAAGAAAUUGGAAAAGAAAGUGGAACUCAUUUCUCCAAAACCAAAAGAGAAAAAAGAGAAAGAGAUUCCCAAAAAAACAACGCUGGAAAUGAAUUUGGGAUGUGAUAAAUGCGUCAAGAAAAUGCAAAAGAUAGUGACCGAAACAAAAGGGUUUGAAGGAAUAUUCAUAGACAAGCCAAGGAACUUGGUGAUAGUGAGUGGGGUAAUUGACACUGAAUAUUUGGUGGAAAAUUUGCAAAAGGAGCUGAAAAAAUCUGUCAAGAUUAUCAAGCAAGAUAAAUAUGAAGAUGAUGUGAAGAUAAUUUGGUGUCCAAAUUAUUAUUAUUAUUAUGGGCCAGAAUGUGAUCGAUUUGUUCAUGGAGAAGCUGAGUACUGCAGAAUUAUGUGAGAUAAUUGAUGAGUUUAAGAAGGAGGAAAAAAAAAAGAAAAGAACGCUGAUUAGGUACUUAAUUACUAUUUUUAAUAUGCUUUUGUGUAUAGAAUACUAAAACUUCCAUAUUCCUUUACUCUCUAUGGAAUUUAUUACAGUUAUGUCAUAGAAGAAUUUGAUUAUAUAACAAGAAAUGUAGAUUUGGAUUUGAUUUCUUUUUCAGAUCAA
Messenger RNA from Lycium barbarum (goji berry), 951 nucleotides. RefSeq names its product heavy metal-associated isoprenylated plant protein 3-like. The coding region runs from base 133 to 741 and encodes 202 amino acids. The transcript has 3 exons. The record is from RefSeq and is a predicted model, not a curated record. NCBI's taxonomy places the organism in Eukaryota, Viridiplantae, Streptophyta, Magnoliopsida, Solanales, Solanaceae. Gene Ontology annotation, molecular function: metal ion binding.